This is a messenger RNA of Xyrauchen texanus (razorback sucker), 4929 nucleotides long. It is a transcript of the gene fbxo30a, whose product is annotated as F-box protein 30a. The transcript has 3 exons. Lineage: Eukaryota; Metazoa; Chordata; Actinopteri; Cypriniformes; Catostomidae. The record is from RefSeq and is a predicted model, not a curated record. Bases 184 to 2430 code for a protein of 748 amino acids. Gene Ontology annotation, molecular function: zinc ion binding; ubiquitin protein ligase activity; protein binding.
AUCAGCACUCACGCACCGAAAUCAAAAUAUUAAUAUACAGACAGCAGUGACAACAUCACACACUGUUAUUAUAUCUAAUUAAAUACUAAUAAGCGAUUAAAUAAGACUGUCCAUCCGACACCGAAGACUGUUCGACGAGUUUGGAAUAGUCUCUUUGAAUUAAGAAAGCUGUUAAUAUUUGCAAUGGAAGGCCUUCAUUUCCAUUGCCUGAACUGUGUGAACCGACGAUGUAUGAUAAGAACAGAGGCUAGCAUUUCCUGUGACCUCAUGGGUUGCCCACUUGUGUGUGGGGCUGUUUUCCACUCAUGCAAACUGAAUGAACACCUUUUACUGUGCCCUUAUGAAAGAGUGCCAUGUCUGAACUUUGGAUUUGGAUGUCCAUUUACAAUUGCCAGGGUGAAAAUGGCACAACACCUUAAAACGUGCCCAGCUAGUGUUGUAUGUUGCACUAUGGAAUGGAAUCGAUGGCCGGUUAGUUAUGCAGAUAGCAAGUCCUAUGAGAACUUGAGUAAGGAUGUUUGUGAUGUGGAGCAGCUUGACAUGGCUUUGGCUCUACAGGAUCAGCGUAUGUUACUAGAAUCUCUUAAAGUCGCAACCACUGUGACAAAAAACGUUGAAGAGCAAAAUCAGGAAAAUGAAAGGUUGAACUCGGAUACGGAAAAUAAAUUGAUCAAAACAGAUGAGGAACCAUUCGGUCAACCGUACAUUGCUUCUGUUGAAAACAGUGUAGUUUUAGCAGAAACUUUGGACAUUCUCAGUAGUGCAAAGAAUAUUGACUUGAUCGUAGACAAUUGCAAUGGUGAGGAAGAGAAUGGAGCUUGCACCAAUUUCAGGAAUGGAGAUGGGGACCCUAGGAGUGACGCCAUGAAAGAAAGUGACACGGAUUCAGACUCUGAGUUGGGAGCUGUUGGUGGAGCUGACUGUCCUUUUCCUGUAGACCCUGAAGAAGAAGGAGAUGAUUGUUUAGGAAACAAUGGAUAUGGUGAGUCUUCUGAGGAAGAAGAGGAAGAGAAUGGUGGAAUAGAACCUAAUGGAUAUCAUGAUGAAGGGAAUGAUGACAACCUGGUCAAACUUAAAAAGGUUCUUCUGGAUGGAGCUGCAACGAUCAGUGGUUCCUCAAACGUUAGGCAAGUGUUGCCAUAUCAUUCAAUGCCUAUUGUAGCACGGGAGCCAGAAAUGGCCCCUUUGGCCCAACUACCUCUCCCUUUGCCCAUUGCUUUGCCUAACCUGAUGCACAACAAUGUUCUGCACCAUUUGCAUUUUCGAAUUGAAGACAGAUGGUUGGAGCGCAAAUUGGAGAACCUCCAGGUACUCAGGGGCAUGAGUUUGUUUACAAUCAAUGGGCGGAGGAGUCUGUUUUCUGACCCCUAUUUAUUCAAAGCCAAGAUGGAGGAUAAGGCAGUGGACACAUCGGACCUUGACGUGGCAGAUGAUCCAAUGGGCCUGCAUGGCAUUGACCUCAUCACCGCUGCCUUGCUCUUCUGUUUGGGUGACUCGCCUGGUGGCAGAGGCAUCUCGGACAGCCGUUUUGUUGAUGGGUAUCGCAUUGACUUCGGUACACAGACCUUCUCUCUCCCUUCUGCCAUAUUGGCUACAAACACCAUGGUUGGCGAUAUUGCCUCUGCUUCUGCCUGUGAUCAUGCCAGUCCACAAUUGUCCAACCCAAGUCCAUUCCAUACCCUGAGGUUAGACUUGGUUCUGGAGUGCGUGGCUCGCUAUCAAACCAAGCAACGCUCAAUGUUUACCUUUGUGUGUGGACAGUUGUUUCGUAGGGAUGAGUUUUCCUCCCAUUUUAAGAAUGUUCAUGGGGACAUCCAUGCAGGUCUUAAUGGAUGGAUGGAGCAAAGAUGCCCACUGGCAUACUAUGGAUGCACAUACUCACAAAGAAGAUUCUGUCCCUCAGUACAAGGUUUCAGAAUAAUCCAUGACAGACAUUUGGGCUCAUUUGGCAUGCAGCCAGGUCUAGCAGAGUGUUCAGAUGAACCUCUCUCCAGAAACACCUGUCAGUUUGACUCCCACUGUGACCACCUUAGUGACAUGCCCUUUGAGUUACUCCAGCAUAUUGCAAGCUUCCUAGAUGGUUUUAGCCUGUGCCAACUGUCCAGAGUGUCUCGCACCAUGAGGGAUGUGUGUGCCAGUUUACUUCUGUCCCGUGGUAUGGUAGUCCUCCUCUGGGUGAAGACACAACGUGCUGAUGGAACGUCAUCCUGGCAGAUACAAGACAAGGUGUGGCGGUUCAGUACAGCUUUUGACACUGUGAAUGAGUGGAAGUUUGCUAACAUUUCCAGCAUGGCGGAUCACCUGAAGACAUGCAAGUUCAACACAGUAUCGCACCGGGAAGACGCGGUCCCUCUACCAUGUAUGAGUUUCACGAGAGAACUCACAAAGGAGGGGCGCUCACUGCGAUCAGUGCUAAAACCCGUGAUAUAGGCUGUAAUCAAAUGCAAACAGAAAAUAUUUUCCAGUUUGACAGAAGAGGAUUACAUUUCAUUUUAUAAUAUAGCAUGCCUUAUCUGUUUAAGUUAAGCUUUAUAAUGUACAGAAUUUUUAUGGCAAAGUAAAAUAAAACUGGAGCCUCAAAUUAAACCACUUUUGGAAGAGAUUUUUCUAAUAAACAAUAUCUACCUGUUUGAUGUAAAGAUAAUGGUUAUAUUGCCUGCAUAUUUUGAUACAAUAUAUUUGGAAAUGUUUUUGAGUUUCAUUGUUUUUGUUGAGAUAUGUAGACUCAGACUAGAAAAAAAUUGUUAAAUAGUAAUGACCAAUUGUAAUUGUCAACAUUUAGUAAUGCAGGAGUUCAAGAUGUGUUUGAUCAGUGGUUCUCAAUUGGUUUGCUUCCAGAUUUUACAUUGGACAUCUAGUGGCGAAACAACACAGCACCUGGCGUGACCUAUAUUUAAUAUAAUCUGGUCAUGUAUUCUUUUACCUUGCAUAAUUUUAAUGGUUUCUGAGGAUGGGAACAUGUCAUUCAACAUGUCAUGUUAACAUCUUAACAUCUUAUUUGACUAACUUCUACUAAGAUGAAUUUGCUCUAAAAUAUUAUAGAGUUUUAUUGGACAUACAGACGUCAACAAGUAAAGGCAUUUAUUUAGGAAACCUUGGUUUAUUGCAUUAUAUUAUUUGCAUUUAGCAUUGUUUUUUGCUAGUGUCUGUGAAACUAUCAGAACAGAUCUGCAACCCAUUUUGAGGUCAAGGCCCAGUUGAGAACCACUGAUACCUGAUUGUACAUUUAAAAAUCAAUUCGUUUUAGGCAUUUUUCAUUUUUACCACUCAGUUGAAAAUAACAUAUAGCAGUUAAGUCUCUGAGAAACAUUUAUGCCUUUACAUUUUACCAACAUACAACAUCCCGUACUUGAUACCCUCAAACACAGCACUUCCACUAGAAUCUUCUGUCUUUCAGAAAGUAAACAAACAUUGAUUAUGUCGGCCGACUAUUAAUGUUUGUGCCAUUAUGUUGAAUUCCGGGGCAAAGGACUCAUCCAAAAAUGUACUGUAUUGAUGUCAACGGUAUGUGCUGUAUGGCAAAACUUAUUUCUCAUUACAAUCUUUGUGAUUUUGAGUCAAUGUACCAAAACCUGCAGGACAGGUACAAGACUGCAGUGCUUCUAAACAGUGCAUCUGCAGAUAUUCUUCUCUGUAUAUCAGGAGUUUAAUAUGAAACAUAUGCCAUUAUAGAGGGCUUUGUUUGUGACAAAGAAACAGUUUUUUGUGAUGCUCUUCGAAUAUAACUUAAAACAAGCCAGUGUUUACGGUUUCUACAGAGUUCAGUUUUUCCUUAUUUGUUUUUUUAGGUGUACAGUUAAAAUGUAAAAUUUGAAUUUGGAGAGGAAAUAAUUAUCCAUACCUGUUGAGUAGACAUGUUGUAAAAUCUGAAUAACAUGCUUUACAUUCUACAGCCAGAGCUCCUGAUAUUUAUGUGUAGUGGUUUAUAUAGAGCAAUAUUCUGAAACGUUCAAAUUUCUGAACAUUCUUCAAGCGUCUUUGAACUUUGAAGAGCGAAACAGUGCUUAUAUAUGAGACUUUACCAGUCGAUGUGCGCCAUGUUAUAAUGUAUAUGUUGAAGUGAUUUAUUUAUCUCUAAAGGAACAAAAUGCAUUUAUAUAACAUGUAAACACAGUGUGGGAGCACAUUUUGGAACAAUUGUGAAUAGUAUGAAUUUAUUGAAAUAUUACUAUAAUUCUCAAUGUUUUCCUACCUUUACAUAGGCCCUAUAAACAAGAAUGAGGGGAAUCAGGAUUUUAAAUUAGAGCCCAAGAGGUUGAUAACAAAUUGUGCCGUUUGUUUACUUGUUUGGAAGAGGUCGGUUUAUUCAAUAUGUGGUUUGCACCUUUACUUUGAAAAUAAGCAUAUAGUUAAUUUAAUGCCAUCUCCAAACACUGAGGCUGAGUUUGGAAUGUCCUACAAUCUCACUACUUUUACUAUUUCUGCCUUAGGUAGAAAUGGCAGAAGUUGCAUGGGUAGUGUGCCAUUUCAAACUCAGCAUGGCACUUGCCAUAUAGUUCUAUUAUUGUGUUGUUUGUGACCUCAUGCAUGCUAGUGCACAAAAUCCUCGUUUUCUGUUGUUAAGAAUCCAAAUGUUUGAUGUUUACCUGGGUAAAUGAACCUAAGCUGUUUUUUCAUCUUAUCAUCAUUUGCGUUUUGUUAGUAUUGUUUAUCACAUUUUAAAGAGAUCCAAUCACUGGUGUGAUGCUUGACUAAGCACAAGAUAGGCCAAGCCAAGUUUCAAAUAUUUAAAAUUAAAUCAUUAUGCAAAGUUAAAAGAAAUUAGUUUGCCAUUGUAUGAAAUCAAUCACUUAACAUUUGGUCAACCUCCUGCUACACUAAUUGUUUUAAAUUGAACUGUUUAAUUAUUAAAUAUAAAAAUGAAUGGAUCAAAAUGUAUUGCUUAAGUGUAUGAUGAUGUGGUUCCACUUUAUAUUUAAAAUACCUCUA